UCGGGCUCGGCCGAAGCUCGGCUCGGCGGCGGCCGCGGCGGCAGCGCGGAGCUCGUGGAGCCCCAGCGGCGGCAGCAUGGCGGCCGUGGAGAGCCGGGUGUGCGAGACGGCGGGCUGCAGCAGGGAGGCCAAGCUGCAGUGCCCCACCUGCAUCAAGCUGGGCAUCCAGGGCUCCUACUUCUGCUCUCAGGAGUGUUUUAAGGGAAGCUGGGCCACUCACAAGUUACUACACAAGAAAGCAAAAGAUGAAAAAGCAAAACAGGAAGUUUCUUCUUGGACUGUGGAAGGUGAUAUUAACACAGAUCCUUGGGCAGGUUAUCGAUACACUGGUAAACUUAGACCACAUUAUCCACUGAUGCCAACAAGACCAGUGCCAAGUUAUAUUCAGAGACCUGAUUAUGCUGAUCAUCCUUUAGGAAUGUCUGAAUCUGAACAGGCUCUCAAAGGUACUUCUCAAAUAAAAAUACUUUCCUCUGAAGAUUUAGAAGGCAUGCGGUUAGUGUGUAGGCUUGCGAGGGAAGUGUUAGAUGUUGCCGCAAUGAUGGUUAAACCAGGUGUAACUACUGAAGAAAUAGACCAUGCUGUUCAUUUAGCAUGCAUUGCAAGAAAUUGCUAUCCUUCUCCACUGAAUUAUUAUAAUUUUCCUAAGUCAUGUUGUACUUCAGUGAAUGAAGUGAUCUGCCAUGGAAUUCCAGACAGAAGACCCUUGCAAGAUGGUGAUAUUGUUAAUGUGGAUAUCACUAUCUAUCGAAAUGGUUAUCAUGGGGACCUGAAUGAGACAUUUUUUGUUGGAGAAGUCGAUGAGAAUGCAAGAAAGCUGGUUCAAACAACUUAUGAGUGUCUCAUGCAAGCAAUUGAUGCAGUGAAACCUGGAGUUAGAUACAGAGAGCUGGGAAACAUCAUUCAGAAGCAUGCCCAAGCAAAUGGUUUUUCAGUUGUUCGAAGCUACUGUGGACAUGGAAUCCAUAAACUUUUCCAUACAGCCCCCAAUGUACCACAUUAUGCCAAAAAUAAAGCAGUUGGAGUUAUGAAGCCUGGUCACGUAUUUACAAUUGAACCCAUGAUCUGUGAAGGUGGAUGGCAAGAUGAAACCUGGCCAGAUGGUUGGACAGCAGUGACGAGAGACGGGAAGCGAUCGGCUCAGUUUGAGCACACCUUGCUGGUCACGGACACUGGCUGUGAAAUCUUAACCCGGCCGCUAGAUGGCGUGCGCCCUCACUUCAUGUCCCAGUUUUAAGUUCCCCUGAGAUGACACAUCAAAGCAUAUCUUGACUGUACUGUGCGUUUUAUUGAGAGUACAGAAUAGAGGAGGGUCUUUUAUCAUUUGUUUUCAUUGUCUAGAGCUAAGAGAGGAAUACAGCAUUGGGUGUGUGUACCUUUAAGAACUUGUGGGUCUGAAAAAGCAGUGAAGAAUAAACAUUUUUUUUCUUUACUCCUUUCUUAUUUCCCAAUACCCUUCAUUCUCUGCUUCCUCAUUUAACUUUUAGAUAUCUUACCUCCAACCACCUCAUAGUUGUUGCUUCUGCCACUGCUGUGGCAGUGCCACAUUGCCACUUAGUGCCCCCUGCUUUCCAACUGAAUGUUGUUUGUAAAUGAGAAUUCUUGACACCUCAGCCAGAUUUGGGGGGGGAGGGCACAAUCAAUUAAUAUGUGCACACACAUACAUAUACAUUUUUUUAAAUCUGAGAGACCCACAUAAUUGCUCACUAACACUUUGGACUAGGGCUGACCUUGAUUCUGGUCUAAGGGUAGUAUAGGAUAGGAAAUGAUUAUGAAUGGGCCCACUGUCUGUAAUAUGAUAUAAUUCUCAAUUAGAGAAUUUCUGUUUUAUUUUUCUCUUUUACCCCAUGCUUUGCAGCUCCGGUUGUAAUUGUCUGAGGAAACCCUCAAUCCAUAAGAUUUGCUUCUCAGCCUAGACUCUUAGACACACCAGUGGGAGCAUGCAACAAGUCCACUUUGGAAAAAGUCACUGGCCUUUUCCCUGCUUAUGACAGAACUACCUGUCCACUAACAGUGGCUGGCUUUGCUGGGCCUAAUGGAUAGAAGCAAUAUACUGCUAUUUCAGACCUUCCUUAUAUUGGAACUUGAAACCAAAAAAGGAUUUACAAACUCCUGUCUUCUCCCCUUUAUUUUAUUUCUUGAGCCUACCUAGGGUACAUACAUAUCAUAGGGUACAGAUUGCCCUGGGAGAGAAGACAUGAAAAGUCAGGUCUCUUACAUAUACCCAGCUCUGUUUGGAUGUCUGAUGUAGAAUCGAAUGGACCUAGUAUUAGUAUGGAACAAACCACUGUAGCCCACUAGGGCAUUGAGCUUGUCCUCAGCAGUGGGGCAAAGGGUGCCCCCGUACUUCUGAGAAUGCACUCCUUGUGGGAAACAGAUACUCCUUUUGGGUUAAAUACAUUACUGGACUGGAACCUUCAGCCCUGCAGGGGCAAGGAUCCUAGUAGACUCUUACUACCCCAUAAGCUAUGAGAGUGACCCUCAGCUAUGACUUUAGGCCUGAUACCUCUAUUCUUUCAAAUCCUUGAGGCCCACCUCCAGUAAAUAAAGUUGAUGACAACAUAGCAAAACAAAAUCACAUUCCCUGAUGGGCACAUUAUUCUUGGGGGUCUGGUGAUAACUUGUAUUGUAAUUGGCACUGCUAAAGUAUUAUCCUUACAAGGAAAUGUCUUCUUUUCCGGAGUGUCUCAGACCUUUAUACAAAAAUUGUGAUUGCAGUUUCUUGACUUGCUUUUUUUUUUUUUAUUUGGUUCAGCAAAAUGACCUGUUGGUCCAGGUAGGCUUGGGGAGGCUUGAGGGUAGAGCACAUGUGAUGAUUUUCAUUACACAGGAAAACACAGUACUUGUGAAUGUAACGUACAGGAUUCUAAAUGGCCACACAAGUGUUUGCUGGGGAUUAAGAAAAAAGCUGAAUGAUGAAUCCGGAUCAUCUGCUUUGUUAUGGUCAUUUGGGGAAGGGGGGGAAGCUGCUUUUCUAAUCUAAAUAAGGCGAGUACCAUUGUUUUGUUUGUUUUUAUGAGCAAUGAGAGUUAAGUGACUUGCCCAGGGUCACGCAGCUAGUAAGUGUCAAGUGUCUGAGGCCUGAUGUGAACUCAGGUCCUCCUGAAUCCAGGGCCAGUGCUUUAUCCACUGCGCCACCUAGCUGCCCCCAGCCAGUAGCAUUGUUAAUGAUAAAACAUUUCUUGGUAGUUGUAAAUUACAAUUGUGGCAACAUUUGGGACGUUACUAACCUUCUUAAGUGGAAAAAUGGUCUGGUUCUAGGAGAUUGUCUAGAUUAAAAGGCAGGCAGCUACCUGAUGUUGAUCACCAGAGAGCAGACCCAAAGAAUGCAGAAUCUUGGUGGAAAGGGCUGGUGGUUAUUUUUAAAUUAAUUUUUAUUCUGACCUUUUGUUUUCAUAUCACCUUCAUUUUCCAGGGCCCUUUCCUUUUAACUCACCAAGAGAUAUGACGCUUUUAUUUAUUUUUUUAAUGACUUUUUUUUCCAAUCUGGAUAAUUUUAAAAAAUGUAUUAGACCAUAGGUAUUGCAUGGAUUGCAUCCCAACUUUUUUACAUCUUACUAUAAUUUGAAAAAGGUAUAGCUUUGGUCUGAGGAAAGCUGCCAAUUUCCAAAACAAAUUUCUCACAUUAAAGUUUUAAGGAGCUAACAUCCCCUUAAGACAAGUUCAUAUGCCUCUGGUGAAAGACUUAGGCCCUUGCCUGUCUUUCUGUGCCUACUAUUACAAUUAUAGUCAUGAUUUUCCCUUACUCUUUUUCGUGUCUCUCUCUAAGGGCUUAUGUAUACAAACCAACAUAAGAAUGCUGUUUGUCACUGUCACAAUGAUUUACCAAGCAAGACAUCAUCUAGUGAUCUCAUUCAGUUUUCCCUAAGGUUCUUUUUUUUUUUUUUUGGUGGGGCAAUUGGGGUUAAGUGACUUGCCCAGGGUCACACGGCUAGUAAGUGUCAAGUGUCUGAGGCCAGAUUUGAACUCAGGUACUCCUGAAUCCAGGGCCAGUUCUUUAUCUACUGCGCCACCUAGCCGCCCCCUCCCUAAGGUUCUUAUAUUUAAAAUGUGUUUUAUUAAAUGGCCAAGCACUCAAAAGUGGACUGUUCAUUUUGACUGGCUUCGAUUAAAAUUUAAGGAGAAAGUUCUCCUCUUUGAAGAAUGUACCUCUUGGAGUCGAGAGGCUGGCUGCUCAGAAAAUUCCUUAAUUGAAUCUGAAUCCAGGAUACCCUUUGAGGGGGAAAUGUAUUUGAUGGUUGGUGGGCUCUUUUAGAGUAGGGGUUCUUAACCUUUUUGGGGGGGGGUGUCUUAUAUCCCGUUGGCUUUCUGGUGAAACCUAUAGAACCCUAUGUGUUGUUUUCUGCAUUCAUAAUUGGAGGAAAUUCUAAAUUUUGGUUACAGGCUAGUGAAAAAAAAAAGAUGCAGUUCCUUCUCCAGUUCAGGAACCUCCCCCUAACAAAAAUCCAUGGAUCCCAGGUUAAAAACCCCUGCUUUAGAGAUUUGGGAGAAAAUUCGGCAUUCCUAUAUGUCAUAAUUCAGCUGUAAUGGUCACUGACCACGUUUGGCUUUUCUUUGAAAGGAGCCUAUCAAGUUGCUCCAUGAAUGGACUGAGAUGAAAUGUCAGGAAAAAUUCUUGAGACCAUCUAGGUUUGCUGCCUCCUUUGUCUUUCCACAAGAGUGGAAGACAGUGUCUGGACUUUCAACACCUUUGGAGCAACAGGACAAAUGUGCCAGUACUCAAUAUUAACAGUUAUGUGUGCUUUCAAAAUGAACUCUCCUUCCCCCUUCGAUUCCGAGGAAAAAGCAUGUCUUCAUACAUAGAACCUGUGCUGUUCAUUCUGGCUGAAUUGUGUUUGAACUCUUCGAGGGGUAAGGAACUCUUGGCUGCUCACACUGUGUGACCUCCUCACCUCACCUUUCAAGAGGGGCAAUCAAGAUUUUGCCAGAAGAAAACUGGAAUACCUUGUAGGGGUCUCUACCCUCCCACAUAUCCUUCUGAUAUACUUGUUGGUUGCCUUUUUUUUGGUGAGGCAAUUGGGGUUAAGUGACUUGCUCAGGGUCACACGGCUAGUAAGUGUUAAGUGUUUGAGGCCUUGAACUCGGGUCCUCCUGAAUCCAGGGCCGGUGCUCUAUCCACUGCGCCACCUAGCUGCCCUGGUCUAUUGCCUUUUAAAAGGGUCCUACCAGGCCCUCCUGAUGUUCUGAUAAACUUAAUUUGGGGGACUACAGGUGAGCAGUAGAACUAUUUAUAUGUGGUAAUUAUAUGAAUAUUUAUGAUAAUACAGUGUAUGUGCUAACUUAUCAUCAUUACUAUGUUGUUUUUCUGAAACGUGCCAAAAACCAUCCCAAAGAGGGCUUCCUGGUGACAUUUUCUCCUGUCACCAUAGGUCUUUGUGGUUUCAUAACAUUCUAAAAAGUAGUGUGGUACGAUACCGACUUCAAAAUAUAUCUUAAAAGGUUUUAGUUGAGGGGAAAGUGAACAUUUCAGAAACGAACUACUGAGAUAUCAAUAGGCCUGGAAAACAAAGCCCAUUUACCUUCCAAGUUUUUUUUGUCAUUUUAGAAUAGUACUCUGAUUUUUCCUGUUUUUGGAAUGUUUUUGGACAACUUGAGAUCCUCUUUGCAGCAAUUAUUACAAAAAUCUAAAAUAUUAUUCCAGAGUGGUCUGCCUUUUAGAAACAGCAUGGUGGAGUAGUGGAAUUAAGCAUCAACUAUGUGGGUUCUGCUCCCAGCCUUGCCAUUGUGUGACUCUACGGAUCACUUAGCUUCUGUACCUCAGUUUCUUAAUUUCAGGAAUGGGGGGGGGCAUUGACUAGACCAGAGGUGUCAAACAGGUGGUUAAGAGCUGUCAGAAUCAGAUUAAAAUGUAUUUGGAAAAUAACUAACAAAAAUACAAUAGGUCAUACAUAGUGUUAACAUGGUUUUCUAAGUCAGUGCGCCAACAUGGAUCCUUAUUAUCGUAUAUUGGGCCCCAUUUCUUGUGAUGUUUGGCAUCACUGGUCUAGAUCUCUAAAGUCUUUAAGUUCUGUUAUUCUACUAUCAGUACUAUCAGCAAAUCUUAAAAUUCAUAGAGGUUAGAAACAGUGACUUGGUUUUAGCUUGGUGAGACCUCCUUAAUGUGAGAUUUUUAUCAUGGUCUGUAUAUCUGUUUUGGUGUCCAAAUCACUUUUUAUCUUUUCCCAUCUCUCCCUUUACUCUAUAAAAUGUAUCCUUGCUUGGUUGGUUGAAGUUAAUUUCACUUAAUUAUCUGACUUUACUGACAUUUUUCUUCUGAAGACUUUUUUUCUGUAAUAAGUUUUAUUUUUUGUCUUGUGCACCUUGAGAACCACUCUUUCAGAUGGACAAGUUAGACAUAAACUCAGCAUUCCUUUAUGAGCACACAGCAAAUGAUAACUGUGGCUAUUUUUGCAUAACAAAUUUAAAUUUUGAGUUUUACUCUUAGAAAGACUUUAUAAUGUUACAACAUGACCCUUGAUUUCUCUUUUUGCAUUAAAUAGUAAUGAGAAUGCUUCCAUAAGCAUCUAAAAUUGGGUCUUUCACUUUCUCGUGAGCUAGUCCAUCCUAGAAUUAAUAAACAUCUUGGUAUAUGAAACAGCCUUUUCAUCCCUGAAACUUGUUUGAAACACAAAAGUACUAAGUUUGUAUCACAAGGAGGCCCUUGAGACCUCCUUGGCCAUUUGUGUCAUCUCUGUUCCAAUUAUACAUGCACUCUCUUAAUAACUUGCAAUUGUUACUGUGGUAUUAAAACAACUGAGAAAUUGUUUUCAAACUUGAUUUUGUGGUGUUAACCUGGUUUAAUACAUUUAUAUGUUCAUCUAUGCAUCAGGCAGUUUUUCUACUAGACUUGGGGUUUUUUGUUGUUAGAAAAUGAAAUCAAAUGAAAAAUGAAUGCGUUAAUUGAACCCUCUGUGACUAGGGAGAAAAGAGACUAAAUGGGUAUAAAACGAACACUUUUCUCAAAUAUAAAGUAGAGAAAUAAGGACUGACAGGUUGGUUUGUUUUUUUAAGCAAGAUUUUGCCUUAAUAUCUUGUGCAACAAAUCUUAGUACUGUUAUAGUUGAGGAUUCAGCAGUAUGCUUGACAUAAACUGGAGGUAGUCUAUGAACUUAUAUUACCAGUCCUUCAUAAAGAAAUAGCUUUUUAUAUGUAUAGAUACAUGUAUAUAUUGUGUGUAUAUGUACAUAUGCACAGAUACAUGUAGAUUCUUUUUUCAACAAAUAUCAUUAUAAUCAGUUUUUAUAAAAAAUGAGCAUUUCCAUGUCCAUCCUGACUGAUGGCCCAUAAAACAAAUCUUUGCUGAUAACAGAUAGAGCAAUUCCAUUGGACAACAAAUCCUGUGUGACAGAUGUCACUUGUCCAGAUAGCCAAAAUUAUUCAACAGGGACAUCUGUUCUGAUAUUUGUGUAUAUUGAUUAUCAUUGUUCUGUACACUGUUAAAUACUCAAUAAAAUUUGAUGUGUUUUUCA
This is a messenger RNA of Dromiciops gliroides (monito del monte), 7448 nucleotides long. It is a transcript of the gene METAP1, whose product is annotated as methionyl aminopeptidase 1. Bases 77 to 1237 code for a protein of 386 amino acids. The record is from RefSeq and is a predicted model, not a curated record. Gene Ontology annotation, biological process: proteolysis. NCBI's taxonomy places the organism in Eukaryota, Metazoa, Chordata, Mammalia, Microbiotheria, Microbiotheriidae. Gene Ontology annotation, molecular function: metalloaminopeptidase activity. The transcript is spliced from 11 exons.